This is a messenger RNA of Fusarium venenatum, 693 nucleotides long. Its product is annotated as BTB/POZ protein. The record is from RefSeq and is a predicted model, not a curated record. Gene Ontology annotation, molecular function: protein binding. NCBI's taxonomy places the organism in Eukaryota, Fungi, Ascomycota, Sordariomycetes, Hypocreales, Nectriaceae.
AUGUCUUCCCAAUCUUCCCAAUCAGAAGACCAGAUGUCUUCCCAAGCAGAUCACGUACCUACUGCUGGCUUCGGCCCAGACCUGAAGAAGUACUUCAACAACAAAACUCUUUCCGAUGUAGUCGUCCGAUGCAGUAGCCAAGAGUUUGCUGUCCAUAAACUGGUUCUCUUUAGUCAUUCAGAAUACUUUGUCAAGCAGCUUAGCGGUCCAUGGAAGGAAAGCCAGGAAAAUGCCAUCGUCAUUACUGAGUUCCACGCCGACGUGGUUGAGGCUAUGCUGUAUUUUUUGUAUCACUUAGAUUACAAAGUCCCAACGAACGCCAUGAUCUUCAACGCAAGAAUGUAUGAGAUUGCCGACAACUAUGGGCUCGAUUCCCUUAAGAAUUUGGCCAAAGACAAAUUCCGCACCGCAAUCGAGGCAGACUGGAACGAGGCUGAAUAUGUUGAUGCGAUCAGUAUCGUGUAUACCUCGACCCCUCCCCAGGACCAUGACCUACGAGAGUCAGUCGUGGACAUUUCUAUGGAGCACAUGAACGAACUAAUAGGACAUGGCGACUUCAAGAGUGCAUUGGAGGCCAACCCGGAAUUUGCGAUUGACAUUAUUCAUGGUCAAGCGGAGAAAAUUGCGGAAAUCCAGAACCGUGGAUACCCUCGGUACAGAAGCGCAACAAUUCAGGUCUUUGUGCCGUAUUAA